Labrus bergylta (ballan wrasse) is the source of this 3202-nucleotide messenger RNA. RefSeq lists its product as uncharacterized. The record is from RefSeq and is a predicted model, not a curated record. Gene Ontology annotation, molecular function: mRNA binding; metal ion binding. NCBI's taxonomy places the organism in Eukaryota, Metazoa, Chordata, Actinopteri, Labriformes, Labridae.
UCCACACGUGGUCUGGGGGGGGUCUUGGUGCUUGUUUAACACCAACACAGACAACUAGAAACUUCGGACCAACUCAUGCCAGCUUGUUGCCCCACGUCUAUCACUGCGGGGGCAGACAGACGAGCUCGGAACGAAGCCUUUUUUUUUUUGUGGAUAACUCAGCGAAAUGCCUUCUUACCCCCUGAGCCAGUUUUGUGACCUGGAAGAGAUGAUGUGCAAGCAUUUGUUGAAUCUUGACAUCAGGGAGCAGAGUGGACCUCUACCAUCGCUCAGUCUGGCCAUGAGAACACCAGAUUACAACGGCCAGCCAGGCAGCAACACAUCGCUUUCUCUCUCGUCCCUCUCCUGCAUUUCCACUGAUCUUGCAGACAGAGCACUUCUGACCUCCAGCCUGUGGGGACAGCAGUCAAAAAGCUGUCUGCCCUCCCAGCUCGAUAAUUCCAGCCAAUUGGGAAAGUCAGGCUUCUUUGCCCAGCGCUCCAUCAGCAUGGUGGAAACCAGCAGUCCCGCAACAGCAAGUCAAGGCUGGCCUGGGACUGACAUGAAUCAUUCCCAAAGUGACCUCAGCCCUACCGCCAUGAACAGUAACUCCUCCUCCCGCUAUAAGACUGAACUGUGUCGAUCUUUCACUGAGAGCGGCUUGUGCAAGUAUGGUGGAAAAUGCCAGUUUGCCCAUGGGUUAGAUGAGCUGCGGGAUCUUAGCAGGCACCCCAAAUACAAAACUGAGCCAUGUCGUACAUUUCACACCAUUGGCUUCUGCCCCUACGGGAUGCGCUGCCACUUUGUCCACAACAAUGAGGAAGAAAGGAAACACUCCUAUUCUCGCUCCUCCUCGUCCUCUUCUUCCUCCUCAUCGAGCAUUCCCUCACAGCAGCCUUCCUCCUCCUCCCGCCCGAACAGACCACCUCUGGUCAGACAGAGUUUCAGCUUUGCUGGGUUUCCUUCUACACCUCACCUUGCCGCCCUUACUGCUCAGCCUUCUCCUGCCACUGCAUCUUUCACACGUGCUCCAUCAGCCUCUCCCCCUUCUUGCGCUGACGUCACUGACCUCCUCUCUCAUGCCUUCCUAAAGAUGGACUCUGCCUUUCAGGCCUCCUCUGCCCCCCAAUACCAGCCCUCAGUAGGCAUGGCCAUGGCAGCAGAUCCCUGCUCUCUAUUCCUACCUUCCCCUGACUCUGGCUGUUCUCCAUGCGGGCCUUCCCCGACCACCUCACCUACCCUGAGGCAGAGUCCCGGUUCUAUCGGCACCUUUCCAGGGCCUCUUGGCACCCGAUCCCUAUCUUACACCUCUCUAUCAGACCAGGACCAGGAUGGAAGCAGCUCAGCUAGCUCACUCAGUGGCUCUGAGUCCUGCAGUGGCAUUAACGAUGCUAAUGGCAAACGUCUGGCGGUAUUCAGUCAGCUUUCUGUGCCUGAGGAUCCUACUAGGUUCAGCCUUUAGACUAAGUAUAUACAUUUUUUUUACAUAGAGAUACAUAAUCCAGGCCCUUGCUUACACAAUAUAUGCAGAAAACACAUACCCUUAUAUGUCCUUAUCAAGCACACACAAUGCUAACAAACACUGUAUCCAUAAUAUGCUAACGUAUCUCACACAUGCCAUCACUGAAAUAACCUACAGACAUUCACCUGUGUGGGGUCAAAGUUAACGGAGACUUACUGACUGACUCAGAACGCUCAUUUAGAUUCACCUGUCAGAUUUAUAUGGUUGAAACAUCACCGCGUAAGGGAAUCUGUGAUGCCAAAACUUAAAUGUGUGUAGCCACCAAAACAUAGCAGUGCAGGAAGCGUUCGAAAGCUUCAUUAAAUUAGUAUGCUGAGGCAGCAAAUUGCAACAAAAGUAUUGUAAUCACAGUGUGAUUGCCUGUCGUCACACCUUUUUUUUUUUUUUUCUCCAGACCUUCUGUGUGAUCUUAAGAAUGUGACAAAGCCAAAGAUAUGUUUGUGGCUUAAGAGCUUUGAUUAUGGUGGUACAAACACACAAUGUGACCUAUGUUUUUCCAUUGACUGUUUACACAGUAUUGUUUAUAAGCUGGUGAGAUUGUUUUUUUUUUUUUCCCUCGUAACUGUACAGUCAGAGGUUCUGUUUAGAUCACUGGCUUCCAACCUGAAUGUUAAGUUUUUAAACAACUGAAGUGCCUGUAGCGUUACUUAACAGGUCAUGUUACAGUGUUGAAACAAUAUUUGGUGGUUUGUUAGGAGAGAUGUGAGGAGGGGUGCGAGUCUUCUUUUCUUUUUUUUUCGUGUGUAGUUAUUGUGAGUUCAGGUCUCUCUGUUGUUCAGAUUACUACAGUUGCUGUUCUUUUUCGAUAUCUGGUGCAUUAUUGACUAUGACCAAGUGCCAAAUGACCAAAUCCAGCCUGCCCUGCAAGAGGAGGAACAAAACCAGGCAUAAGCCAAUGUUGAUGAAGUGAUUUUAACUGUGCGACUUUUGCCAUCUGAAAGUGUAUGAGCUUUAAAAUAUAAAAUGUGCCAGGCAGCAAAAACAGCAGGCAUUGUAGAAGAAAAAAAACAUCCAUCAAUAUUGAAAGUCAAAGAUAACACCUCAAAUGACAUGCAAUGUAUUCUGUUACUGAUAUCUCCUGAACUUAGCCAGAGGUACUUGGCAUUUCAGGAAAUAUUUGGAUUGUGGCGUUCAUGUCAAUUUAAGAUUAUUUAAAAAAAACAACAACAAAUGUUCAUAGAAGUGGGGUUAUUUUUCCUCUAAAUGCAGGUAGCACAGGUGUUCCAUUUUUUAAUUUUUUUGAUUAACAUUUCUGUUUUUUGUGACCCCACUAUCUCUCCUCCUCAUUCAGUAUUACUUCUUCCUGUUACGGCUUUGUACUGUCAUGAACGUGUAGCGUCCUGGACACAGCACCCGGGUCUGUUGCCUUAACUGAGCUAGGUCCAGCAUUCUGGAGGGUUAGUGCAAAGUAUGCUUAGUGUUAUAGAAAUUUUACUUAGCUGUGUUUUGUGUGUUUUUUGAUGUAGUUGGUUAGAAAAACAGACGCUGCGCUGUUAUUGGUCUAUUUAAAAUUGCCUUUUCUUCAACAUGUUUGAGGCCUGUUUAGUGGUAAAGGUGAUGAUCUUUAGUAAAUUAAUUUUUCUUUAAUUUAUUUUAACGUAUUUAUAGAGGACUUUGAGUUGUAAAUGCUUGUAUCAAGUUUAAUAUAUUUACUUCUUUUUUGCUUUUUUGUACUGGAAAUAAAGUUGUUUUUUUUACCCA